GGAUGUCAGCCAUGGUUAAGUCCUCAUUCACGACCCUGGACGAGCUUCUUGCGAAAUUGAACUUGCCCCUUCUGCUGUUAUGGGGAGAACUUGAUCCCUGGAUUGAGCCGUCAAAGGCAGAGCGGAUCAUGUCGCUCUAUCCCCGUGCUGAGAAGAUCAGCGUGCCAGCAGGGCAUUGCCCGCAUGACGAAAUCCCGGAGCAAUUCAAUGAAGUCUUGACUCGGUGGGUCGGAUCUCUCUCCCCCUGAUGAUACUUCACGCGAAUUGCUGCAGAUGAUUCAAUCACGCCUCUGCUGCCCGUUCACCAUCCCAUCCAGAAUCCGGGUGCUUUUUCUGGCACAUGUGCAGGCUAAGAUGCCAGCUUGUGAGACUUGUAGGAACCAGCUUGUAUUGCCAGCUUGCUUGUCCUUCUGGAGUUUGUUGCAGGCUGCAGCAGGUGCUCCCAACAGCAACCUCAAGCGAGUUCCGUGCAACAUCUCACUUGCUUGUCAUGCGGUCCUUGUUCUGCGAAGCGGAUGUAAAUUCAUGUAAUGCAUCCUUCAGUUCCAAUGCGUGGGAUUCAGACGCGAAGCGUCUGCUCUUCGAGCCAAUGGGCAGAUCUGCUUUCAGCUCCAUGUCAGACAUUCAGGCUGCAGAGUUCUGCCAGACUUACAGGUUGGGGCCAAUAUUCUGCAGCGUGGGUAGUUUGCAGUCAGGUGCUGCUGAACUUGCAGGCAUGGCGAUUUGAAUCACUACCUGACUUGCAGGCAGCUGCCAACCUCUCCUCGCAGACACAGUUACAGGAUGCGGUCCGUUUCUCCCUGACCUUGCCCGCUGCAUCUAGCUUCCUGCCUCCAGUCCACGCUCUGUGAUGCACAAGCUUUGUUUGCAGGCUUGCAGACGGCCUCACGGUUCCCGUCAGAAAAAUUGCACGGUGCCAGGUGCAGUCAGGCAUGCAGGAGCAGUGAAAAAAGGCAGUAUACGAACAUGUAGAUAAAGGGUAGCAAUGCAUUCAUGACCUCACUAUAAAAAGGGGCAGCGAGUAAGCUCUUACACUGCCUCCGCACUUUCUGCUGCUUGUACAUAGAUUGGUUGUCUACCUACCAUCUGCAAAUCAUUCGGUAAGGUGCUAUGUCCAUGUCUUAAGGUCUAUCAGACAGACACGAGAAAUCCAUGGCGCCAUAUGGAAGGCCCUUGAAUCACAUUUACGGACAGAGCAUCAGAUGGCAUGUUUGGUGCCGAUUACAACUGCGUUCUUUUGGGGUUAUUUCAACCUUUUUGGCAUGACUUGGGAUAGGGGAUUCUGUGUCGCAUCCACGUGUACAUUUCCCAGUAGGAAUGCAAGAGAACAGAAGGACCCAAGUGGRUGCUCUCUCUCUCUCUCUCUCUCUCUCUCUCUCUCUCUCUCUCUCUCUCUCUCUCUCUCUCUCUCUCUCACACACACACACACACACACACACACACACACACACACACACACACACACACACACACACACACACACACACAGAACAGGGGAGUUAAAAACACCUUAUGGGGGAUGGAGUUAAGGACCAGAGUAGGCAUCUCCACUGUCCUCAAGAGAGCUUAACAACACAGAUGCUGUCGAUUUUAGUGGAGAGUUCGCCUUUCACUAUCCUUUUCAUAGGAGGGAUAGUGAAUGAAUGUCCAUAUUGCGGUGAAGGACAUGCCUGUAGUGUGCAGGUGAGCUUAGCGUUUCCAUCGCAAGUGGUUAAUGGGGACCCCCGAUUUUCAGCCCCUGACUAACGGGCCCACAACUGAAAUUAGGGUUUGGGGGUCAAAUUUUUUGUGUUUUUGAUUUUUUUUCUUUUCGCCUUUUUUUUUUUUGUUUCAGAUCAAGGUUACUGUGUGUCAAAUUUGGUGUCUGAUGGACCAUUCAAAAUUCCUCU
This is a messenger RNA of Chara braunii, 1889 nucleotides long. The record is from the annotation of a GenBank genome assembly. Lineage: Eukaryota; Viridiplantae; Streptophyta; Charophyceae; Charales; Characeae.